AUGUUUUCAUUAAAUAAUGUCUUUUAUGUCCAAGCUGGACUUGGANCCCUAGCCAAUAUAUUUCUUCUUUUUUUCUACACUAUCAUAAUUCUAUGUCACAAACCUAAGCCCAUGGACUUGAUCUCCUGUCAAUUGACCUUUAUUCACAUAAUUAUGGUCAUCACUGGAUGGGAUAUUUUUACUACAGACAUGUUUGAUUUACUGAACAUUGAGAAUGACAUCAUAUGUAAGGCAACUGCUUACUUAAAGAGGGUGAUGAGAGGCCUCUCUAUCUGCAUCACCUGCCUCCUGAGUGUGUUCCAGGCUGUGACGAUCAGUCCCAAUUCCUCUUUGUUGGGAAAAUUUAAACAUAAACUUAAAAAAUACACGAUCUAUUCUUUCUUCUAUUUUUGGGCUUUCAAUUUGUCAUUCACCAUUAACAGGAUCUUCUUUUGUGGUGCUUAUACCAACGUGAGUGAGACCAACCAGUUGAAGAUCACUAAAUACUGCUCAAUCUUCCCCAUGAACCACAUCAUCAACGGAUUGGUUUCAACAAUCACAACCAUAAGAGAUGUAUUUCUUGUAGGAGUCAUGUUGACUACAAGCACAUAUAUGGUGAUUAUCUUGUCCAGACAUCAGAGGCAAUGCAAGCAUCUUCAUGGCAUCAGCCACCUGAGAGCCUCCCCUGAGAAAAGGGCCACCCAGACCAUCUUGCUUCUGGUGUUUUUCUAUGUGGUCAUGUACUGGAUGGACUUCAUAAUGUCAUCCAGUACAAUCCAUUUAUGGAUGUAUGAUCCAGUCAUGUUGACUGUUCAGACGUUUGUGUUGAAUGCCUAUCCCACAAUUACUCCUUUGAUACAAAUCAGUUCUGAUACUCGAAUAAUCACUAUGCUAAAAAAAUAUGCAAAUGUAUGCCACCAGAUUUUUAAAAAAGUGUAA
Molecule: messenger RNA, 918 nt
Organism: Mus pahari (shrew mouse)
Lineage: Eukaryota; Metazoa; Chordata; Mammalia; Rodentia; Muridae
Product: putative vomeronasal receptor-like protein 4
Exons: 1
Coding region: 1-918 (305 amino acids)
Biological process (GO): G protein-coupled receptor signaling pathway
Cellular component (GO): membrane
Molecular function (GO): pheromone receptor activity
Source: RefSeq, a predicted model, not a curated record